AUGGCUGUUGACGACACUGACCAGACUGAGCUUCUUGACCGAUGGAUUGUUGACCCAGGAUCCAACACACACGUCAUCAACACAGAAGCCUGGCAUGGCUGGAAGAAGACCAACAACAAUCCAGAACAUUGUUCUAUCAACGCUGGCAAUAGUCAUAUUCUCAUUACAGCAUGGGGUACAAUGAAGCUUGUUGCACGCACACCAUAUGGUCUAUGGACACUGGAGCUGACGCACGUUGCAUACAUCAAAGGCUUCCUCACAAGCGUCCUAGGUCUUGCACGCUGUCGUACAGAGUCAAUUCACUUUGACUCUGGCUGCAACAUCCUGUAA
Macroventuria anomochaeta is the source of this 330-nucleotide messenger RNA. RefSeq lists its product as uncharacterized. The coding region runs from base 1 to 330 and encodes 109 amino acids. NCBI's taxonomy places the organism in Eukaryota, Fungi, Ascomycota, Dothideomycetes, Pleosporales, Didymellaceae. The record is from RefSeq and is a predicted model, not a curated record. The transcript has a single exon.